Moneuplotes crassus is the source of this 4067-nucleotide messenger RNA. The record is from the annotation of a GenBank genome assembly. NCBI's taxonomy places the organism in Eukaryota, Ciliophora, Spirotrichea, Euplotida, Euplotidae.
AUGGGUUUUAAGUUAAACCAACAAAACAAAGUUGAAAAUCUAAAGGAAUCAAAAGAAACUGAAAAAUUCAGCAAAAUAGACAGUAAAUCCCAUCAACUAAGUGAUGCAAAUGAUAAAAGCAAUGAUCCUUCCUCAAAUGAAGAAAAAAGCCCUUCAUCAUCCAAAACCUCUUACUCUUCUUCCCCUCCUUGCCUUCACCCUGACACUAAAACCUCUACUCCAUCGGGCAGUCCUCCCACCACCCCUCCCAUGACCAGCUCAGUCGUUAAAGAAGAAAUUAAGCAGGAAGAUACUGGACUAGAAGAGAGUAAGGGUCUAUGCAAGAGAGGACAAAUGGAACAGGAAGUAUGGGAAGGCUACCGACUGUGGCUUGAGAGUGCUGGUGGUGAAGGUACUUUCCAACCUACUGAACUCAGCAUUUCUUCCUCUCCCUCUAUACAGCAUGAAAAUCUUCCUCAGAAUCCUGAGGAAGUGUCUCCCAAAGCGCUUAGUGCAAAAGAAGAAGGAAAGAAGCUUGAAGAAGAUAUGUCUGAAGGGAUUACUGAAGUAAGGAAGAAGGUUGAAGAAGAACUGAAGACUUCUUUGAGUGGUGAGAAGAAGGAAGAUGAGUGAAGUGAAAAAGUAGAGGAGAGACUAAGGGUUGGACAAGAAGAUGUAUCCGGAGAGAAGGAGGAAGAGAAAGAUUGUCUUUUUGACGAUGGGAACAAAUUUAAUGAAAAACAGCAAGAAAGUUCUGAGAAGAAGACUUCAAUUAAGAAAGAUGAAGUUAAUUCUGCAAAAUCAAAAGAAAACCAAUCCUUUGGAUCUUCUAUAAAAUUGACAGAAAUUUCUCGAAAUGAAAAUAAAGAUACUGAAGAUGACAUUCAAGAUAAAGAUAUUGGAGUCAAAGAAUCGGAAAACUUUGACAUGAAAAACCAAGAUAAGGAAGACCAUGAUAUUUCAAGCACUGUAGAAUCCUCUAAAGUUGAACAUGAUGACAAAGAAGAUGCUGAUCCUAUAAAAAUAUCUCUUAAAAUAAUAAUCUUAGCAAUGAUAGAGUAUCUAAGAGUGAAAAAUCAAGAACAAUCACGAAAGAACAUUACUAAGAUAGCAAAUUGUAUUGGAGAGAUUGCCCAUGACAAUACUGAAGGACAAUUAGAAGUUUCAAAUGAAAACGGUCUUCUAGAUGAAGCUAAUAUUCAUUCUCUAGACCAAACCAAUUGAGAUAUCUUAAGCACUUCUUCAAAAUCGGAAUUAAACUUUCAUGAAGAAUCACAAAAACAAGACAGUGGAAAUUCUUGAUUCCAAAAAGAUCAGAAGACAUGUUGAGGAAGUGAAGACAAUACAUCCAAUUCUCAACAAGAUCAAACUUUGGUUGAGAAUACAUAUAGCCCCUUUAUUGAACAAAAGAAAGAAGAGGACUCAAAAGAAGAAACUAAAGAGGGUGAAUUCAAGUGCUCAGCCAAAUCAUCUGAGUUAACUCAAGUAGAUUCUAAUCAGGUUGUCCUUAAUGUAAAGCAAGAGGACAUAAAGGAUAAUGAAUGCACUAAUAAUCAAACAAUAGAAGAAAUACAAGACACAGCAUCUUUAGAAGAUAUCUCUCAAAACCUUAGCCAAGAAGAACAAAAUCAUGAUGAUGAAGAACAAAAUCAUGAUGAUGAAGAACAAAAUCAUGAUGAUGAAGAACAAACUCAUGAUGAUAAAGAACAAAAAGGAAGAGAACCAGUUUCUAUCACUUGCGACUCUGAUGAUAAAAGAGAAAGCAAAAUGGAAACAAUUGACAAAGAGAACAAAGAUCUUAUAAAAACCGAGCCCGAUACAAAUUCCCAAAAUGAAGAUACUCCAACAUCAACCUCCCAAAACGCACUUCCUCCCCAAGAACCCCCUAAAAAUCCUCCCACCGACCCCAAAACCCUCCUCAAUUACCCCUCUUAUUCCCACUCCACAAACCAAGCACUCACCAAAAUCAUCCAGGCACUAACCCUUCCUGGCACACACCCCGAAGAACACCCCAAAAUUCCUAAAGACAAGGAAGAGACCCCUUCAGUGCCCCAAGCCCAAGAGGUUUUGCCUGAGGAAGAGAAACAAGAAAACGUAGUGGAAGAAAAGGAGCCUGAGGCUGUAGAGAAAAAUAAAAAAGAUGAAUUAGAAAACUGUAUUGAGUUAAAAGAAAUGUCCUACCGAGAUAUCCAGAAAGAAUGUGACAAUGAAAACUCAGAGGAAAAUAAGCAACAUGAAGAUACUUUGAAGGAAAAAGAAAACGUUGAAUCUCAAGGAGGAGAAACAGAAAAUGAUAAAACAAAAAUAAAUGAAUUCUUUGAAGCCAAUCCUGGAAAAACUUUAAAAAAGAAUAAAAAUGUUUGGAAAGAAACAAAUAGAUCACAAAAUUCACAGAAAAAUGGUGAUGGUAAUGAUGAAUCAGAUUGAUCUGAAAACGCUUCACUCGAAGAACAAAACACGAAUUCGGAUGAAAUGGUUUCUACAAAGUCAAAAACAAACAAUGAACAUAAUUCAAAACCAAAAGAAAGAAGCGAUACAAACUUACCUGAAAAGGAAGUUACCGAUCCUUCAAACCCCAACUCUUCUACUAAUAUCAAUUCUAAAACCUAUACACCUCCCAAAGAAGAACACAAAGAAACCUCUGAAGGUCCCCUCCUCUCAAAAGAAUCCUCUCAAGAAGAACUUCCCGAAGAGAUCUCUGAAAGUGCUCAAAAGGAAAAUGAAGAAAACCAGAUUUUGGGUAAUGAAGAGCGCAUAGGUGAGAGUAAUGAGGGAGGAUGAGAUGACAGAGGACAAGGAGAGAUGAUUUAGGGGGGUUAUGGAUGUUUAUGGAGGUUAUGGAAGUGGAACUGAGAAUAAGGAGGUUGAGGAAGAGGGACAGGAGAAGGAUGUUGUUUGUGAUGAGGGAAGUGGAGGUUUGGAAGGUGCUGAGGAGAUCAAGAAGGAUGAUAAUGGGCGUCAUGAAGCUUCUAUUGAGCAAGAGGAAAGUAGUAGAGAGCAGGAAAAUGAUGGGGAAGUGGAAAAGAAAGAUGAAAAGAAAUCAGCAGAUAAUGAUGAAAAGAAACCAACAGAUAAUGAUGAAAAGGGAUUAUCUCCUAAAACCUCUUCUGAUCCCACAACUCCACUUAAUCCCUCCGAUCUCCCCCAAGAAAAAGACCUUGAAGCUCAAAACCCCACUGUCAAAGAUCCUUCUAUUUCAGAAAAAGAUCAAAAAGGAUUAGGAGCAGAUAUAACUAAAGGAAAUGAGGUAAAAAACCAAGAGGAAAAGAAAGAGUCAAUUAUCAUAGAAAACAACUCAGAAUCUCUUAAAAAUGAUUCAAUCACCCCAAAAAGCAAGGAACAUAUUUCCUCUACUCCAAAUUCCUCCCUUCCCACCCUUCUCCAAAAACCCCUCGCUCUCAAAGACAAAGGCAACUGCAUCCUCCGACAAAACUACACCCAAUCCUCUGAAAACUACCGUAAGGCUUUCAAAAACUACUCUUCUGCACACGAAUAUCUCAAAACCCAAUUCUCCAAAUCCGAACUUGCUGCAAACCAUUCUUUGCAGAAAUCCCACUCUGAUCUCCUGCGUGUUGUUCAGAUGAACAAAGCCACGACCAAGAUCAAACUGAAGGAAUAUAAAGAAGCCAUACAGAUUUUGGAAGGGAUGGACAAAGCAUUGUAUGAAGGUGACAAGGUGAGCAAGAGGAAGUAUGAUUAUAAGAUGGCAUGUGCUUUCAAUGGGAUUGGAGAGUGGCAGAGAGCGGAGAAGAUUUUGUAUGAGGUUUUGAAAAAGGGGUCCAGAGAUCCCAUGAUUUUUAAGGAGUAUUAUAAGGCUAAGGAGAAUUUGGAGAGGAAGGAAAGGAAAGUUAGUGAAGAGGAAAAGAAAGGUGGAGAUGAGUUGUGAGAUGAUAACCAAACAUCAGAUUCUUUAAAUGAGGAAGAGGGAGACAAGAACAAUUCAGACAAAUGGUUCAAACACAUUAGGAAAGUUCAUAUUGUUUAUACAACAAUAGCUUCUUUCUUUGUAUUUUUACGUGUAAGAGCUAUCUUUUGUAAAAAUAAAUAAAAUAAUAUUCUCUGAAAUUUGCUGCAUCUCAAUAAUGUUA